Molecule: messenger RNA, 1161 nt
Organism: Yamadazyma tenuis ATCC 10573
Lineage: Eukaryota; Fungi; Ascomycota; Pichiomycetes; Serinales; Debaryomycetaceae
Gene: SKI8
Product: SKI complex subunit WD repeat protein
Cellular component (GO): nucleus
Molecular function (GO): protein binding
Source: RefSeq, a predicted model, not a curated record
AUGUCAAAGCAGUACAUCUCCACAAAUUGUGUCAGUGGCGCCCAUAAUCUGGACAUAUUUGAUGUGGCUGUUGUCAACAAAUACACCAUAACAGUAGGGAGUGAUGGAUAUGCCCGAUUCUGGGACAACAAGUUGGACGAAAUCCACAAUCCCAAAGACCACUGUGUGAGCCAUCAGAUUGAUCCAACAGGCAUUCACCACAUUAACACCUACGAGAAUACUUUGAACUUGAACGGAGACCAUGUUAAAGUGGUGUUGGUCGGAUUCGGUUGUUUUUCUGGAUAUACAAAAAUCCUGUUCUUCGUGGGUGAUGAUGUAAGUGGUUUGAAAGAAAUUAAAGUACCUAAAGAGCUCCAGAAAUCUUCAUGGACACCCAUUUUUUACAAGGAUCCCGAAUCUAAACAAGAUUAUCUCGUAGUUACACAAAUGGAUGGAGGGAUUGUGCUCUAUAAGCUUGACAUUACUGGUUCUAAGGAUGAAAUUUUCAUUGAAUUAACCAAACAGACAGAGUUGAAGACCAUAGAAGGAUCGUUCCCAAUAUCUGUUGAUGUCAGUCAGGUAGUGGAUGGAAAUAUUGCAGUGGGAUACACGAAUGGAGAUGUUGUGUUGUAUACAUUGGAAACGUUAAAGGUUAUCAACUCAUUUCACUCAACUGAUUUACAGACUUCAGGGAACUCCAAGACUUCUAAUGCCGUUCCCCGGGUUGUAACGUUUUCUCCCGGUGGAUCAGUAUUAGCAGUGGCCAGAGAUAACCAGAACUCAGGAUCAAUAACGUUGUAUGAUGUUAAGUACGGAGAGAAUGUGGGUACUUUAACUAAACCAUCUCAUUCGACUCUGGCAACAGUUGGAGGUUUUGCACAUGAUGGAUGGAUCAUGGGAUUGAGUUUUGACGACGAAGGAGAGCUAUUGGGAUCCUGUGGGUUCGACAAGUGUGUGAGAAUAUGGAAUCUUGAUGAUAAAGAGAGAGUCGCUACUCUUAAUCUUUCUGCAAGUGAUUUUGAGGAUACUGACCAAACUGAAAUGGACAGCAGUAUUGCUAGCGGAAUAAGUUUCAUUAGCAAGGGGACCAGGGGAGUAUCUGGAGGAGAUAAUAACCAUGGAAUAUGCGUGGUUAGCUUUGAUAGAGGUGUUAGAUGGUAUCGACAAGCAGGAGGAAUAUAG